Molecule: messenger RNA, 768 nt
Organism: Cryptomeria japonica (Japanese cedar)
Lineage: Eukaryota; Viridiplantae; Streptophyta; Pinopsida; Cupressales; Cupressaceae
Product: aspartic proteinase nepenthesin-2-like
Exons: 1
Coding region: 1-768 (255 amino acids)
Cellular component (GO): extracellular region
Source: RefSeq, a predicted model, not a curated record
AUGGCUUCUAAUAACCAUGCCUCGGUUCCUCUUCCACAAAACUAUAUAGCAAGGAAAGCAAUAUUCAGACCAGGGCUAAAUGCUGCUAUGGCACGCAUUAAUACUCUCACGUUCAUCCUGAUGGCGAUAAUAACAGUGAUGAACGGCCGAGUGCAAGUGAAAACCAUGCGAGUAGAUAUGCAGCGCGUGUGGAGUAGAAACAUGACUAAUGCCGUCCACAGCACUAACGCCAGGCUCAAAAGAAUUACAGGAGAAGCAUCUCCCGCCGCCGACUUGGGUGCGCCAGUGCAGAGUGGGCAACACGUUGCAGAAUUCAUGAUGACAAUGGGUAUCGGAACCCCGCCACGCAAAAUGAUUGGCAUCGUUGACACAGGAAGCGAUCUCAUCUGGAGGAAGUAUCAACCCUGCACUGGCUGCAAUUCUCAGCCCGCCCACAUCUUCGAGCCGGCCAAAUCUAGCACCUACAACAAACUCUCGUGUUCCUCUCCCCUCUGCUUUGCCCUUCCCACCAAAACGUGCACGCCAGACUGCCAGUAUAAGUACUCCUACGGAGACGGGUCGACAACUCAGGGCGUCUUGUCAAAAGAGACAUUUACUUUGUGGGAGAGCAGCGGAAAGCAGCAUUCCAUCCCAGAGUUGGCAUUUGGGUGCAGCCAUGACACGCGAGGGGAUGCAUUUUCUGAAGCGGACGGUCUGGUGGGGAUUGGACGAGACGGCCUCUCGCUUAUUUCACAGAUUGGUUCCACUGUUGGAUCGGAAUUCUCUUAA